AUGGAAGAUACAAAAUUUAAGAACACUGAAGGUUUACCAUCAAUUGAGGAAAAUGGGCGACCUAUCUCGUUUUCAAGCGAUCAUAAUGAUGCUAACAACGAUAUUGCAUUAGGCAAUAGUACUGAAAUUGAGGAACCUUCCGCUUAUGGAUCGGCAUCAUCAUUUGAUUCGCCGAGUGUUAGCUUGAAUGGAGAUAUUAUUUUGACGGAUGCAAGAUCAACUGCAAGUUUAAAGACGAAUUCCAACAUUCAUCAUACGAGGAAGGUAUCCGACGCAUCAUUUUCACUGUUAACACCAACAAUCAGUACAUCAAAUUAUAACAAUUCCUCCGUUUCUUUAGGCAUAAACAAUCUUUCUGCCACAUCGGUUUCUCCACUUGGGCAAAAUUCCAUCUAUGAAUUGAUUGAAAAUGCGCAGUAUAGAUCGAAGGCGACCUCUACAGGAUAUUUAACCACCAUGAGUUCACCGAGUCAGAUAAAUAUUAGAGGGCCAACAACAAGGGAUAUUCCAGCAAUAAAGUUAAGUAAAAUUACGAAAGUUAAGGAUCAACAGUUCCAGCCAUAUUUAAAUACGGUUUCCGAUUCAUUUAAGCAAUUUGAAUCCCACAAGACGCUAACGAAAUCCACCCUUGAGGCAUAUAUGGCACAGUUAAACAGAGAAGAUAGAAGAAAAGGACUGUCACAGAAUGCUAAAACUCGGAAGAGAGAAAUAACUUCGAGUAUAAACUCAAGUACGAUGACAGGAGGUUCAACAAAUGAAACUGCCACAUUUCUUGCUGACAAUAUUAAUCAUCCAAAACAUAAAUAUACAAAAAUGGAAGAUACCUUUGGAAUGGAUGCGCUUGAUAGUGCCGAGUUGACAUCAAAUUCACUUGAGAAAGUUCCAGAGAUAUUUUUUUCGAAUGAUUUUCGAUUGGAUGAUCCUCGUGUUUUCAAUGAGGUUAUUGGAAACAAGAAAAUUCUACAAGAAACUAUCGAUUAUAACGGAGAGGGCGAGCAGAAAUCCGUGGUCGACAACAAUGUUCUUCAGGAAAGAUUUUCUUCAUAUUUAGAUAUCAUUGAAAUUCAUUUGAUACAUGAGAUAUCGAAAUCAUCUGGAUCAUUUUUCAGCGCUCUAGGAGAUUUGAGGAAGAUCUCCGAAAGUUCGAAUAAACUCACAGAGAAGCUGAAUACAAUUGACCACAAAUUAUCUUCUCUGGGAGAUGAAAAAGUUUUCCCAAUGAUUGAUAUCUUGCAGAUGGUUAGAAAAAGAAAUAAUAUUGCACGACUAGAGCAAUCCCUACUUCAAUUAAGCACAAUUAUGCAUCAGGCGGAUAUGGCUGAAUCAUCAUAUUUCAAUGCAAACUAUGAGAAGGUCCUAGAAAUAACGGAAGCUGUUUAUGCACUCAUUAAAGGUGACAAAACAAAUAAAAUUGUUUUUGAGCUCACUAAAAGCUGGAAUUAUGAUCUUAUCAAUAUGGAUUCGUUAAAAGCACUUUUUCCUUUGAAACGAUUGUUAUCAAAUCUGAUUUCGGAUACAGGUAAAUCAUUUGCAAAACUUUUCUGUGAUUAUUUGAUAGAUGAUCUUCGAAGGGUUUACGAAAAUUCAUCAAUAACGGAGGUAACCGAGAGAAUGGCAGGAAGUUUGAAUCAUGAUGGUGGUAACACAUUUCGUAAGAAAACGUCCGGGACUAAGGGUAAUUAUCAAAAAGUAGACAGUGACUUCAAAAAUGGACUUGAGAAAUAUAUCAGAGGCUUAAUACGCUGUGGUGAAAUUACAAGUGCAUACAGGACUUACGAGGAUCAUUUUCUGACGGAGAUGAAGACAAUUAUCAGGUCAUUUCUGUCUCCAGAGAAAAUGGAAAAUAUUGGAAACUCUGGUACUAGUAUAUCCGGUCUCUCGGGUGAUUCGAGGACUACUACAUCAAAAUUACAGCGGGGGCAUAGUUUAGGUGCAAUGAUAAGAGCUUUGACACCAAAGGAAUUUGAAGAUAUGCUUUUGGGAAUUUACACACAGAUUUCUGAGGCAUUGAGAAGGCUUACAAUUCAUCAGAAACUUCUUCUCGAGAUUGCAUUAGAUAGUAUAAGUGACAUAACUGUUGGAAACACCUCAAAUGAAUUACAACCAGAUUCAAUUGUUCAAUUAGAUAUUACUGAUGCAAUUACGUCGGCUAUUGAAAUUUCUCAGCGUCGAAUGGCAAAGAUAAUGAAUGCCCGCGAGUUGCAAAAUUCAUGUGUCACGUUGGACUAUUUCUUGAGACUUUACUCUCUUAAUACCAUGUUCUUGGGGGAAUGUGAACUAAUCUCCGGUGGAAGGCUAGUGAAUCCUGUUUUGCAGGAUAUAAUUCGCGUUCAAUUUCAAAAGUUCUACAGCCAAUAUCAUCAUGCGAGUAUGAAAAUAUUAAGUGGAAAAGUUGAGAAGGAGAUAUGGCGUGAAUGCUCAUUGCCAAAAUAUUUACAGAUCCUUACAAACCAAGAGGUUUCUGCUGGCAAGGAUGACUUUGAUGAAUAUGUUUGGAUGGGUCCAAUGAAUUUAGAGUUUGGAAAUGCAGACGAUAAAAAUGAUAAUAACACGGAUGGUGCAUCAUCUGAGGGCAGAAAAACACUUACAAUCGGGGAAGAGUCAUUUAUUGUACCAAACGUUGUUGGUAGUAUACUUGAGAUGCUACAGCAUUAUGAAAUAAUUAAGAUGCAGUUUCACUAUGUUGACUGCGGCUGCAUUAUAGAGCUUCUGAAAUUGCUAAACCUGAAAAUUCAUCAGUCUGUUUUGGGUGCACAAGCGACUAGAACUGCUGGACUUCGGAAUAUAACGUCAAGACACUUGGCUGUCACAUCUCAACUUUUGGGAUUUCUCUCUGAGCUUAUUCCACAUAUUCGGUCCCUAUUUGAAAGGCUAUCCAAAGCAGACACAGUUUCGUCAUUAGUGGGAAAGUUUAAUGAUGUUCAAAAAAUGCUUAUAAGUCACAGAACGGAGAUAUUUAAUAAGCUCAUUUCGAUUAUGGUGGACAGACUUGUGGCAGAAAAAUCAGAUAUACAACAAAUCAAUUGGACACAUCCACUACCAAUGCAAAAGGUUCAUUAUUACAUGGAGGGAUUAGUUUCAAAGACUUUAACAAUAGCCAGAAUCUUACAACGAUAUCUUCCCGAGGACCAGUAUACGCAUAUUUUGUCACAGAUUUUUGAUAAAUACAAGAAUGUCCUGACAGAUAUAUAUUCUGGUAUCAGAUUGAAGGAUUCCGUUGAAAAGGCAGUUAUUAUGCGGGAUAUAGACUAUUUUCGGGAGAAGCUUGCAGAUGUUUCUGGGUAUAGUAAUUCUGGGCAAAUAAUUUGGGAAAAUGUCAAUGCAAUGAUUACAGAGGAAGAUGGUCAUGUUAUUCAACCAGAUCAUUUACCAAAAAGCGAUGCUAUAGGUAUCUCUUCCAGUGUUAAGAAGUCAGUAGAUCAGCCUUCAACAAAAUUGGAUGAAAAAUCAUUGGAGAAGGUAUCAGGUAAGGAAGACACAAAUUCUAAAAUAGAAAAGGAAGCAAAAUUUGUGCGUACGGAAGUGAUGGUUGAAACUAAAAGUAAAGACGAAAGUAAAGACGAGGCAAAUGAAUCAAGCUACUCGGAUAACAGCUCUCAGAAAGUUAUGUCAAGCGAUGAAAAUCACAAACCUGUCAAUGAAGAUGCAGAACUAAAGAAUUCAUUAAAUGCUCAUAAUAAGGAGGAAAAUGAAAUCAAAGAGGAAAAAAUGCACAAGGAGGAUGCCACGGAAAAGGAUGAAAAGACGCCAGAACAUAGAAAGGACGGGGUGCGGGGAGAAGGAAAUAACUUAAGUCAGGUCUUAACAACUUCAGAAACGAGUACCAGAAAUACGGAAAAGGAUAUAUUAAGUACUGAAGGUCAGACGGAAUUUAAAAAGCACAUUCAGGAGAAAGAGGAUAAUGGUCUUGUGAAUGCUGACAUAAACACCGAAGCUUUAGAGCAUAACGCUAGAAAAGAUGAUGAACAAGAUAAUACACGAUCAGACACACAAUCAAACUUGUACGAGGAUAAAGCAGACGUGCAAAAAAAGCAGGUAAAAGAAGGUACCCAGAAAGAUCAUCCAGAGAAAGACAAUGCUGAAAAUAUAUUAAAGACGCAAGCAUACAAAAAAUCCUCUGCUACGGGACAAAAUCAUAUAGAUGGAAUAGGACUGGACGCAAAACACCCUGAUAAAAUAUUAUCAACAAAUACAGAUGAUAACGGAAAUGCCAAUUUGGAGAAGAAAGAGGAAAACGAAGAAGAUACUCCACCAUUGAAUAAUGAAAAUUCAAAUACGGGAGGAAGAAAGAAGACUAAUGGAAAGAAAAAUAGAAAGGCAAGAAGAGGGAAUGGUGGAAGAAGAAAGAAAAAUAAAUAA
Brettanomyces bruxellensis is the source of this 4359-nucleotide messenger RNA. RefSeq lists its product as uncharacterized. Gene Ontology annotation, biological process: Golgi to vacuole transport; retrograde transport, endosome to Golgi. Gene Ontology annotation, molecular function: syntaxin binding. The record is from RefSeq and is a predicted model, not a curated record. Gene Ontology annotation, cellular component: GARP complex. The transcript has a single exon. Lineage: Eukaryota; Fungi; Ascomycota; Pichiomycetes; Pichiales; Pichiaceae. The coding region runs from base 1 to 4359 and encodes 1452 amino acids.